AUGGUCGGAAUCGCGUUUCUCGGGGCUGGGAUAUUCGCUAAAGAGGCCCAUCUUCCUGCGAUAGCCGAGCAUAAAGCCGAUCUCCUUGCGGUGUAUUCGCGCUCAACUCGUUCAGCCGAAUCCUUGAAAUCUGCAGCCGACGAUCUCGGUAUUUCAGCCUCCCAAAUCGACGUGUACUCCGAUGAGGAAGAAGCCCAUGGCCGAGGUUUAUCGGAUCUACUUUCUCGUAGCGACAUAUCAGCUUGCAUCGUUGUUCUGCCCAUCCUAGUACAACCCACCGUUGUCCGACGCUGUCUUGAAGCAGGCAAGCAUGUACUUUGCGAAAAGCCGAUCGCGAAAGACGUGGCAGCCGCUUCCCAGCUUAUCCUCGAAUACGAGAAGGAUUUUCAACAAAAAGGUUUGGUGUUCUCCAUCGCGGAGCAAUUUCGCUAUGACCGUGGCUUCACCCAUGUCCGGAAUCUCGUCGCGGAAGGAAAAAUUGGAAGUCUAAAGCACGUUCACGCACGGGUAUGGUCGAACAUUCGUCCUGUUAGCAACAAAUGGUACGAAACCGAAUGGCGCAAGAACCCCGAGUAUCAAGGGGGAUUUAUCCUGGACGGUGGAGUGCAUUUUGUCGCUCUGAUCCGGUAUAUCUCGGGCCAAGAAAUCGUCAGUACUGCAAGUCUUGUCGCGCAAACCCAUUCUCAUCUCCCACCUGUGGACACGGUGAAUGCGGCUUUAAGGUUCGAGAAUGGGACGUUGGGUUCUUUGAGUAUUUGUUUCGCAUCUGCCAAAAGUAAAUUUGAAUUCAUCUUUGUGGGUGAUGAAAAGGUUGUCACAGUCUCUGGGGCAGAUGGCGGUUGGCGAAUCGUUCUCGAGGAUGGAGGAGGUAAGGUUCUGAGUGAGGAUGUGAUCGAUGGGCAAGGCGUCUCAGAAGAAAUCAAAGCGUUUCUUCAUGCUUCAUCACUCGGAAAGGCAGAUUCGAAGGCUGGACCGAGGGAAGCUCUUGCUGAUCUUGCCGUGAUCGAAAGCAUUUGUUCUGGAGGUGGGGACGUUUCUGUUGGUCCUUAG
Aspergillus melleus is the source of this 1050-nucleotide messenger RNA. Its product is annotated as Gfo/Idh/MocA family protein. The transcript is spliced from 2 exons. Lineage: Eukaryota; Fungi; Ascomycota; Eurotiomycetes; Eurotiales; Aspergillaceae. Gene Ontology annotation, biological process: NADPH regeneration. The record is from RefSeq and is a predicted model, not a curated record. Bases 1 to 1050 code for a protein of 349 amino acids. Gene Ontology annotation, molecular function: oxidoreductase activity; nucleotide binding. Gene Ontology annotation, cellular component: cytoplasm.